GAGCACCUGCUGUCCUGUUCAUAAAAGGAUCUGAAGUUCUGGCUUGUGUUAUUAUUAUAAGCAUGGCUCCUCGAAGAACUAGAAAAGUCAGUCAGGAUUCUGAAGAGCAGCACAACUGUGACCAGAAAAUUAGACUUACCAAGAGAAAGGAGCUGUUUAUACAACAGUUUGAGAAGGAAGCACAGGACCGGAUAAAUGAAAUGGAGGCUAAUCUGAACAAAUUACUGGCAACUGUAGACCGUGUCUUCAAAAUCGAGCUGAUGAAAAUGCCGCAAUCCCUCCACACCACGCUGAUAAAAGACCUCAUGAAUGACAGUGACACGUCUGUGGGGGAGGUCACGAUGGCAAUCACGUGCGCCUCUCCAGAAAUUCGCAAACCGCUAUCUCGAAAACCAAGCAAAAAAGGUUUAAAUGCUACAGCAGGCCAACAAAGGUCAUCGGGUCAAAACAAGACAGUGGAAGGCCUAAAGAAACCUGCUAAGAAGACCCUACACAACAGCAAGAGCACUGGAAGCCUGAGGUGUGCGUCAACUAUCAGUGCAAAAAGGACCCAAGGACGAGUUGUCAAGAUGAGUGAUCAAACAUUUGGAUUAGGGGGUAAAUUCAGACAAGCAAGUCGCUCUGUCGGUGAUGAAAUGAUGGCUACAGCAACAAUAGUCACUUCCCAUGGAGAAACGCUGUUCCUUUCUGAAGACAAUAAAGAUGACAUCAGUGUCGAGUUGCUUGAUGAUGUGGCUUUAGAUCAGAUGCGAAAGAUCAAGGAUCUAAUGGACUAUCUGUGUAACAAAGUGGGCCUCAAUAACACACGCUGAUGCUUUUUAAUUGCUUCAGCUGCAGCUAGUAUUUAAUCAAUUUUAAAUGUAAAUGAAUAAAUAUAAAGAAAUGCAAUAAAGUGUUUAUAAUUUUGUCUGA
Messenger RNA from Carassius gibelio (silver crucian carp), 912 nucleotides. Its product is annotated as borealin-2. The record is from RefSeq and is a predicted model, not a curated record. Gene Ontology annotation, biological process: mitotic sister chromatid segregation. Bases 63 to 812 code for a protein of 249 amino acids. The transcript is spliced from 10 exons. NCBI's taxonomy places the organism in Eukaryota, Metazoa, Chordata, Actinopteri, Cypriniformes, Cyprinidae. Gene Ontology annotation, cellular component: chromosome passenger complex; chromosome, centromeric region; spindle midzone.